Dipodomys ordii (Ord's kangaroo rat) is the source of this 963-nucleotide messenger RNA. RefSeq names its product ankyrin repeat, family A (RFXANK-like), 2 (gene Ankra2). The transcript has 10 exons. Lineage: Eukaryota; Metazoa; Chordata; Mammalia; Rodentia; Heteromyidae. Gene Ontology annotation, biological process: regulation of gene expression. The coding region runs from base 66 to 524 and encodes 152 amino acids. The record is from RefSeq and is a predicted model, not a curated record. Gene Ontology annotation, molecular function: protein binding. Gene Ontology annotation, cellular component: nucleus.
AAGUAUCGACCACGCCUCUUUUAGCAAACUCUCUGUCUGUGCACCAGUUGGCAGCUCAGGGAGAGAUGCUUUAUCUGGCUACGCGGAUUGAACAAGAAAAUGUUAUCAAUCACACGGAUGAAGAAGGAUUUACUCCUCUGAUGUGGGCUGCAGCACACGGGCAAAUAGCUGUGGUAGAGUUUCUACUUCAGAAUGGUGCUGAUCCCCAACUUUUAGGAAAAGGUCGAGAAAGUGCGCUGUCCUUAGCAUGUAGUAAAGGCUACACAGACAUUGUCAAAAUGCUGCUCGACUGUGGAGUUGAUGUAAAUGAGUAUGACUGGAAUGGAGGGACACCUUUGCUUUAUGCUGUACACGGAAACCAUGUGAAAUGUGUAAAAAUGCUCUUAGAAAAUGGUGCAGACCCAACAAUUGAAACUGACUCUGGGUAUAAUUCUAUGGAUUUAGCUGUAGCCUUGGGCUACAGAAGUGUUCAACAGGUUAUUGAGUCGCAUUUGCUGAAACUACUUCAGAAUAUUAAGGAAUGACCCAGUCCUCAGAAAUGCUGUCGGCCCUUCUGCUCCCUUCUUGGUCUUUAUAAAUGAUAGUUUUGUUUACUUAUAAAUUUUUACCUCAGUUGCAAUACUUUUUGAUUUUUUAGUAAGUUUUUAUUCCUCUUGGUAAUUCACUGGUUUAUUAAAAAAAUUAAUGGCAAUUUUUUAUAAAUGUGUUUUAUUGUAUAUUUAAAGUUAUAAAUUAAUGUUUUAUGGCAUGUAAAUUUUUAUCAUACAGAUGGCUAUCUGUCUUUGUACAAUCUCUGUAAUUCGACACUUUCAUACAUGUUCUGCCCUGCUCAGCCUUACUCUUGUAUUUCCAUUGAGUCUAUGUAGGAUUGGUUAUAAAUCCAUAGGGAAAAAAGUGUUACUGUUGAAUUAAAAAGUGCACAGUGUACUUGUUUACAAAAUGAUGUUAUAAAUAAAGCUUUGU